This is a messenger RNA of Rotaria sordida, 1557 nucleotides long. The record is from the annotation of a GenBank genome assembly. NCBI's taxonomy places the organism in Eukaryota, Metazoa, Rotifera, Eurotatoria, Philodinida, Philodinidae.
AUGUCAUCAUCACGACCUCCUUCAGCUUCAAAGAUUACAAAGCCACCAUCACGACCUCCGUCUGCCUCACAAAAUACAAACGUUUCAACAGGGCCACGGAUCUCAUCUGCAUCAUCACGUUUGCGUGCUACUCAAAAUAAUCUUUCAUUCGAAGUCAAUGCUGAACAAAAAGCACAAGAUCGUAUUCGAACACAGUCAGAUGAUGAACGGGAACAAUUCAUUAUUAAUGUCUUUCAUGAAACAUUUGGAGAUGCUAUUCGUAAUAAUGAAGAUGCUUUUCGAAGUCGUUUCCGCAAAAUGGCUGAAAAUCCAUUCAAUUUCUAUCGCGGCUCAGCAGUAUUGUUCUAUUAUGAUUUAAAAAUCGAUCAAGAUCCUUGGAUUGCUCGAAAUCAACUAGCAGGCAAUAUAUUUAUUCAUGGUGAUUUGCAUGCAGAAAAUUUUGGUACCUAUAUGGAUUCACAUGGCAUAUUGCAUUUUGAUGUCAAUGAUUUUGAUGAAGGCUAUUGUGGUCCAUUUACAUGGGAUGUCAAACGACUUUUAGCAUCACUCUAUAUAGUAGCUUAUACAAAAGGUUUUUCUAACGAUACCAUUCGUCAAAUAUUGACAAGAUAUGCAGACACAUAUGUAAAACAAGUUUAUGAAUUUUGUAAUUCAUCAAAGGAUCAACUACCAUUAACAUUAAAACAAACGACAGGCAAAAUUCAAUUAUUAUUGAAGGAAACACGUAUACAAUCUCAUGUCGAACAUUUAGCGAAAAUGACAGUAAUCGAGAAUUAUGAACGUAAAUUUAAGCGUUCAAUAUAUACAGAUGUUGAUGCUCAAUUAUACAAAGAUAUAAAUGAUGCUUUCCAAACAAUAUAUCUUGAAUCCAUUCCAGAACCUAAGAAAAAUAUCCAAGGUCCAAGUGGUAGUAAUGUUUCAUGCAGCAUAAAAGAUAUUGUUAAAUGUUCCUCAAAGGGUAUUGGCUCUGCUGGUACAGAAUCUUAUACUAUUCUCCUCGAAGGUCCAACAGAAGCAUUAGAGAAUGAUAUUGUUCUUUCCAUGAAACAAGCUCUACCUUCAGCUGUGAGCUGUGUUGUCAAAAACUCUGAACUUGAAAAGUAUUUUGAACAUCAUGGCUUAAGAACUGUACUCUGUUCCUAUGCCAUGCAAGCAUCAACACCUCAAUGGCUGGGCUAUACGACAUUACACGGCAAGCACUAUCUUGUUGAUGAAGUAUCAACUCAUUCAAAAGGCCUUAGUUGGUCGAAUAUCAAUGAUCUCAAAGAUAUACUCGAAGUUGUUACGUAUUUGGGCAAAGUUACAGCUAAAAUUCACUGUGUUGCUGAUUCGGAUUGUACCAAUCUACCGAAGAAUCUUUCUAGUCUUCCACUUUCUAUCAUUCCACGCGAUACAGAAACGACAAUACGAGAUGCUAUCGGUGGUCAGGAUGAUGAAUUUAUUAAUGAUAUGGUCAAUUUUGGCAUGACUUAUGGAAAACAAGUUUAUCGAGAUCAUCGCAUAUUCAGUGACGCUGUGAUCAAUGAUCGCAUUUCUAGACUCGAAAAGAAAGAAUAA